Messenger RNA from Xyrichtys novacula (pearly razorfish), 39332 nucleotides. The record is from the annotation of a GenBank genome assembly. Lineage: Eukaryota; Metazoa; Chordata; Actinopteri; Labriformes; Labridae.
UAUGAACAUCUGUGGGUUUCCUGGAGGAACUUUAGGCUAAAUAUAGUGACAAACUUUUCACACAGAAGUAGGAUUACGUUUUUUUUCUCAUGUUUAAUCAAGGCCCUGUUUUUUCUUAUUUACAACAAGUGAAAUUAUCAUCAUCAUUAUGAUUUGAUCCCGCCUUUAGUCCGGAAUCAUACCCUCAAUUUGUUAAUUCAACAUCAAAUUGUCUCGUGGAAAAGCGCUGAUCCCUCCUGACCUCGUGCGCAUUUAAUUUUCUCUCAGCUCUUCCCCUACCGGCGAUUGACCACGUGGGUCCAUCUAAUCUGACAGACGGCACAUGUUUACUGAUUUCUAUCAUGGGAACAGCAGAGUUGGUGCUCCAGCUAGAGCCGUGCCACAGGAGGAAACAUCCCUCCCACCACUCAGGCGGACAACACAUUGAAAACUGAUGCACAUGCAGCGAGACAAACACUGAAGGAAGUGAAGUUAUUUUCUUUUCUUUUUCACUUGAUCAUCUAGAGUCAGAGGAAGUUACUUCACCGGACAUCAGAGGAUGGAUUGAGUAGUCCCCCAGCGCUGUUUUCCUCCUCCAACCGGCUGCAGACGCGUCUGGAUGGCAAGAAGUUGCAACUUUGCUGAAAUGAUGCUCAACUUCCAUCACCGCUCGCUGUUCCCAGUGGUGGCAGCGGCCGUCCUGACAGCUGUUCAAGGUGAGAUUUAUGCUCUCCAUGCGCAGCAAAGCCUUUUCUUUUGCGUCUGUUUAUUGUUUCAUGUGUGUUGGAGCGAACUCAAUGAACAACAUAUCAAAGGAACUGGACUGGAAGUGGCUUGAAGGCUUCAGCUGUGUUUAAAAGGAUGAAGUGUGCAGCUUUUCUACGUCCUUGUAGAUGCUCUGGAAAUCUCAAACAUAAGAUGGAUAUUGCUCUUUUGAGACUAUGACUCUAGCUUCAUCAAGUAUGCAGAAAUGGGAGUGUUUGCAGCUGUUUCCUUGAGUCUUUACUGGCAAAAAUUUAAAGCAGCAGGCUCAUUAUAAGAAUAUAUGCAGUUUUUGUGCAUAUCAGAUGGCAGUGUUUGAAAAACAAGCUUUAAAACAUAAUAACACUGGAGAAAAUGUUAAUUUAUGGAUAUAAAAUCCCCAUUUCUUAUGUUUUCAGGCUGUAGGCUGUGUAAGAAUUUAGGGUUGGUUUCAGAUUUUAACAUUUAAAGCAGUACUCGUGCACAUGAGAUGGGGACAUUUGAGAAGUAAGCCUUAAAAAUACAGAGACAUUUUGAAAAUGUGCACUUAAGGGUUUAAAAACCGUUUUCCAGGCAACAGUUUGCCCAAAAAUCUAGCUUUGUGUUUUCAUAUUUUUAGGGUUUUAUGGUUUCUACUCUCUGCCCAUUUCAUUGUCCCUCAGUUGAAAUGAAAGUGACAGCAUGCUCUCCUGUGUGCAUCUGUAAGCCUCAUCUGUGGGAUUAAAGAGGCCUACAGCUCAGGCUGCACAGCUGUUUCUCUGCUUGUUUAAAGAUAACCUGCAUCGGGAGCAAUAGAGUCACAGCAAGCUGUCUGUCCUCUCUGUGAUACUGAUAUCAUGCCAAAGACUACUUUCUGAGAUUGCAGGGUUUUAAAUCUGCACAUGAUAACUUUGUGUGCAUUUUUGCUGUAUGUAUACUGUACAGAGGACUGCAGUAUUCCUGCUCGUGCAGGACUCAGCUGUGCAGCUGUGCUCUUAAUGCGUGUCUAAGUGAUAGAGUUCAGUGGCUGAUAUCUCCUCUACAUCCGUGAAUAUGCUGCAAGCCUUAUCUUUCAGUGCAGACACAGAUGUGGUGCAUGCUUGUCCAUGGUUCAGCUAACUUUUAUAGUUGUUUAAAUGAUUUAAAUGCUUCAUUUUGCUUUCAGUGACCUGAGUAAAGAUACUUUGGGAAAUCCAGCGACUAAUCAAGUAGUAUCUGAUCAAUAGAUAAUCUAAUAUACAGCAGUGUGCGUCAUCAGCAGACCACUUUUCAUCCUCAGAGCACUGACUAACAUUCAGUUAGAGUUUAUUUUAAUAAAAUAGAUUUGCAGCCUCAACAGAGAUUGCAAACCCUUAAACUCUAAGAGCUACUUGUGGAUGAAAAAACCCAAAAUAUUCAGACAUCUCUCUCCUCUGCUCAUUGGAAUAGAAAACUAAUAAAGUAAAGAGCACAACCAUUUUGUCAGUGUGUUUUUCCUGAACUGGAAUCCAGUCAACCUUGUGAAAUUUAAAAAAAAAAUGUUUGUAAAAGAUUCAAAAAGAUUUUUGAUUGAAGUUCCUUGUUAUUAUUAAUGUUUCACCAAAUUGAAUGGCUGAGGAGAAAUGUUUUCAGAAGCUUCAAUUCUCAAAUCUGGAUCUUAGGUGGGUGUAUGGCCUCUGUCUUCCCGUCCUUUAUAUGUUAUACAGAGUCAUCAACUUAUUCAAAAAGUCUGUUUGUUGAUUUACUCAAAGGAAAAACAGGUCCAAUUUCAUACAACAAAGCAAUAAAAAUGCUUCUUUUAAUCAUUCACAUAUGUACUUGUUAAGCAUUUAACAAUUCUAAAACCUUUUUUGAGACAAACCCACCUGAUCUUGGCUUAGAGCUGUCAGUUACCUUUCAACUGCUUUCUUUGACUCAGCAAUGUUGCCAUUCCACUCACUUGGGUUAAAAUAAAUCUGAAGUGUUGACAUCUGACUGCGUCUGGGAAACAUUUACUUUUAGUUUAUGCUUUAAUAAUAGGACACAUCACAUCUAUGUUAGGCACAGUCAGAUUUUGUCUCAAACAUUAGAAUGACGAACAUCUUGUUUUUCCUUCAUUGUAAUGUCAAUAUCAAUAUCAGUAAUCAAUAUUAUCUAGACUACAACCAGAACUUCUCAUGCUGAAAAUCCAGACCUUUCUUUCUGUGCAAUCUGGCACUGACUGUACUCUUUAAUGUAGAAUGUGUCUUUAAAGAUUAGGCAAUCACUGAUUAAGAUCACUAUAGCUUUACCUGCAUAGGAUUUUGUUUAUAUAAACAGCCUAAAAAGUAGAAAAUCAACCUCUGCCUUCAAUUAAAUAACCUUUGUAUUGCUUUAACUUUCCCUAUGAUUGAAUGCACUUCUGAAUAGUGCGUUACUGAUCUAUAAAUCACAAAUGCAUUGUCAUGGUAGUAUUGACAUGCAUGUUUAUUCACUCUUAUUGUCUGAACAUUUGAACUUGUAGGUUAAGCCUUGGAUAAACAGGCCAUGCAUUCACACCAUUUUUCCAAUCAGAUGAAACUCCAGCUCCCUGCUAGUGCUAACUAUCCUCAGAUCAAUGGGUGUCAGUUAGGUGCCGGCAGCAGAUUAGUGAGGGAUCGCUGAACGAGGAGAGAAAAGCCAGUGAGAUAUGUUGGGCUCGGAGUCCAGAGAGCUAAUUCUUCACUAAAGAGACACUUUGUAAAACAUGAGAAACAAUUUGAAGACAGGCAGAGCUGUAUCCCCAUUCCUGAGUCCUGAGUCAAACCAUCAUCAUGAUACUAAACAUUGCACUGUUACAGAUUUUCCUUAUACCACACAAAGAUGAUGUGUGCCAGCAGUGUCUACAUACAUUUUGGCCUAAAUGUGAAACUCCCUAAGGCAUUAAUUUCAUCACUAAAACCUAUAAAAUAGUUUCCUGUGCGCUUUUCUGAACACUACAUUUUUAAUAUCAACUCUGACAUCUGUAUAUUUCACAGAUUUCCCUUGCCCUGAGAAAGAGAAUUGAUUUACAUAUAGAUGUAUUCAUGAAAUGUGGUUUUGAAAAUCAAGAAAGAAUGAUAUAUCACUUUCAAGACCUUUGGGGGGAAAAGGAGAUCUGCCUUCUGCUACGUUUGCUUUCAGAUAAGUUAUUUUUCGUUGGAAAAAACAGAGUCACAUUUACACAUUAAUUCUGGAGCACUUCAACAUGGAGGCUGGAAAAUUACCAAGUGUCUUUGGCAGGGAGUGGGAACUGUCACAAACAGCAUCCUGCUGGGACAAACAUUCAUCUCGGAAGUUACAAGAGAGGCUUUUUUUUAAUACCACUCAGACAUUUUCCAUUCUCUUUGUUGCUUAGACACGGUGACAGCAGAAAAUUGGAAAACUGAGAAAAAACCACCGGAGUUACACAGUCAGUAUAUCUGUGUGUCAAUCAAAACAAUUAAAACCACAACAAAAUUUCAGUUUCCUGUAAUUGAUGCUGCUCAACAUUGUCAGUUACAAUGAAGUGUCCGCUGUCUUAACAUGAAUUUGAUUCCAGUUUGCAACCAUCUCUUUACAAUUUGUGUUAAACAAAGUAGUUUUGAGAGAAAAGCAUCUUUUCUUUAAGCAUACUCUGGACCUGAAGCCGAGGUCAGAUAAAGAGACUUAUUUUGUCUCUUACAAUGGUCAGAUUAUCAGCAGGGCCAGACGACAUCUGGAAAUACUAAUGACAGCCACUCACCAGGUUGCCAAAAUGCCGUUUCUCUUUUUUUUCCAGUCUGCUCUGGUUGGCCCUUGACAACAUGUCGUAAAGGCGGGGAUUGUGUUGCAUCUCACAGCUCCAACUUUAUCAUUCUUCGUCACAGAAAGUGAUCUGUGCUCUCAUUGGUCAACAUCAUUGACGAGAAUGAACAAAAAGAGGGGUGGGGAGAAUUAUCAAGCGUGCUAGACUUAUCCGUGAGGCUUUAGAGAGUCGUCCCAGGCUUGUCCUUGAUUAUUGUUUUUAGUAAUAAAAGUGCUGAUACCUUACAUCUGAUAGAUUUGGAUGUAGUUGUGCUUAAAACAAUGAAGUCUUUCUUAGAUAUCUGUGGUUGAACUGACGAUUUUUUGGUGCUUUGGCCACAUUCAUAGAUAGUGGCAGGGACAGACCAAAUUUGCUGUGGCCAUAAACCUAUGCAAGUGAAAAUGUGACAUAAAUUAAACGGUUUUGAAAAAUGACUGUCAUUCUUUUUGGUUUCUGUAUUCUGUUUAAUUCUUCUCAUUUAUUUGUCACUCUAAAGGUCGUUGCUCCACAUUUUAGAAGUCUCUUACAGUAGAAGGCCUUCAACUGCUGUGACCUGCGCUGAUAGAGUCUCUUUGCUUCUCCUCACCUUUGUAAUUUUCAAUCAGAAACCUUGUUUGUCCUCUGAACAAAUUCGGACACAUCAUGGCCAUCCAAACAUACUUUUUGUCUGCUGGCUCUGCUGAUGAGUUUGAGAUAUUUUCGUGGUACUCUGAGGUUGUUGCUCUUUUACAGCUGAAUCGUGUUCAGUUUGUUUUAGUGGCAGUUUUCUGAUAUUGACCACUUGCAGACACAUCUCCUUUUCCCUCACGGCCUGUUAUAAAGCUUAUACUCUAUUUCGCCAAAUGUAACCCCUCUGUCACAUUUUCAUUAUCUGCUCUCAUAAAAGGGAUAAAAAACGGAGCGUGUAGGCGGCAGCUGUGUGUAUCUAACUAUCUCACUAGUUUUACACCUGAAUGCUGACUUGAAACAGAGAAAGUGUUCUGGAAUAACCUCUCUUUGCAAUUUUCCCCUUGCAGUUGGUGAAAGCCAGAAGAUUGCCACAGACAUCGGACUGUUCUCCAGCCCAUCACAAGUUUAUCCCGCCGUCAAUUUUCAGGUCCUCAAUGCAGACCAUAUGUUCCUGAGGCAGGAUAGUCCAGAACCAUCUGGAAACUCCAGCCUGAAGGCUCAGACUCAGACUUUUCUCCUAACUAGUCUAGGCACCGGGACCCUACAGCCAACAGUCAACGCCUCUUUCGGCCCCUUAACUGUAGAUGCUCCGAUUCCUCCUGACCAGCUCCUCAGUGGGCGCCAAAUCUUGCCUGUCAUAUUGGUUCGCCAGGUUCGCUCUUCCUCCCCUAUUAUCAAGAUCCUCUUUCACAUGCUCACAGAUGGUAACAUCUCUGUUGGACAAGACAAGGUGGGAUCUGGAAAAGAUGUGGGAGGUAAAAUCUCUGGAGCCAAGGCCAAGAAUGGAUCUCAUUGUGUCACGGCUUAUGCCUUCUGGGACACAAGGGAAGUUCGUGGGGCUUGCCUGGUGCCUCCUGGUGGAUUCUGUGUGGCACAGCUGAAGCCAGAACCUACCUGGUUCAGCUCAGGCAGCCGAUCAGGCAGCUCCAGUCGGGAAGCGGGCAGAAAUGAGGGGCUUCAGGGGAACCUUGUGGAGGUCUAUUUCCAGAGUCGGAGGGAUCAGACAGGCCAGUGUACCCCUCAGGAUAGCCUACAACGUGUUGGGAUGGGAAGAGGAAGAGAUUCUGGGAGAUCAGGGACGCCCAUGAAGCGGAUAGGGAGUGUAAACCUGCUCAGAACGCCUCCAGGAAACCCCACCUUUCUUCGACUGAGGCUCGGAGGCGCUGUAGUCAUCCAGACUUCAUCCAAACCUCUGAAGACCACUGAUGUUGCAACUUUCUAUGUCUUCCUGGCUAGCACAUCCGAUCUGGAAAAUUUCAGUCUCAGGUGAGAGAUCUUCACUCUUUUUCCCUUUAUCUUUACUCUUUAACUGAUUGAUCUGAUUGUUGAACAUUUGGGGAAAUAUUAUCAUCAUGACACUAGGGAUGGAUAAUAAAUUAUCAUUCAUGAUAAAUCGUCAGAAAAAUCCUCCAUGAUAAAUAUUUGCUGUCUCAUGAUGACGUAAGUACGAGCGAUGGACUCACAGCCAUAGCCCACACAGAGCAAAAUAACAAACAAACAUGACUAAAGGUAAUGAAGAAGAUGUUUCUGAGCAACUUGUUGCUGAACGAGGCUCCACAUGAGGGAUUUCCUUCAAGAUUCCGGCUUAGAUGAGCGCAAUCAUGUAUGCCUGAUAUCGGACAGUAGAUCUGCUGCUGUUCACUCUGGGUAAUAAGAGUUUUUAACAAAUGUUAAAAAUGUUUUUACAUUUAAGACUUGUUUGAUGUCAUUAGUUUUCUCUAAAACCUACCACUCAAACCUGUGGUUAAGUAUCUUAUUUGACUACUCCAACUGGUGUUCUCAAGACAAAAUGAGUCAAAAAUAUUGAUUGGAAUUAUAAAUUUUUUUAUUGGGACUUUUAUCGUUAUCGCCAGAAUGGCAAAUCUAAUCGUGAUCAAUUUUUUAGCCCAUAUUGCCCAUCCCUACUUGACGCUGUAAAUGACCCCACCAUAAGAUGAAAAAAGGUUUAUCUCCUGUUAUCAUAUCUUUGGAUUGCUGAAAAGACACCUGUGGUUUACAAAUGUGUAAGUGCUAAGCUAUCUCUCAGACUUGAGCAGUAAACCUGGAGUCUUUAUGAGCCGAUACUCACUCAGAGCUAAUAUGAGUUCACUCUUUUAUGAGCCGCUCAGAUAGUAGAGGAUGUUUAUAACAGAAAAGCAGGCAGAUCCCUUGAUUUGAAUAAUUUACCCAACAAAUGCAAGAGGUAUUUUAUAAGAUGUGUGUUUUAGUCUUUGUCUAAUGGUACAUCAAAUCAUGUAUUUAUGUUAGGAAUUUCUGCUGUUUGUUGCAUGUUAAAGUGCUGUUUUGUUAUAGCACUGGUUCGUGCUUGGUAGAAACUAAAGGGACGUUAAGCUGAAUCAGGAAAACAACACAAUGAAAUGAGCAAACAUCUCAGUGUGGACCACAUAGUUAAUAUACCAAAAGGGUUUAGGAUAAAAUUUUCAUCACCAGAAAAAAAAUAUAAUUAGUCAGCUGUGUAGCUGAGUUUACAGAUGACAGGAGUUUAAGAGUAGUGCCAUAAAAUUUAAUUGUCAUUGAAACAAGUGGUCUAGGAAAGGAGACUGAGACCCAGUUGGGAAAUAAUGAUGUAUAGUGUAUUUGAGCAUCUUUAUGAGGGAUAAGCUCCAUGCAUUUAAAUGGUUACUUAAGGCACUUGAAUACUGAUGGGGCUUGCCACGAAGGCCAUUUAGUAAAUGCUUGAGCGCCAACAUGACUGGUGUUGUCUGCCAUUUCCACGGGCCUCAUAAAUUUCUGACACGUUAUAUCCUGUCUGCUUCAACUUCUCAGGAUCGGGGAGAGUUAUGGAAAGCACUCUUCCAUAAACAGGGAAAUAAUUGGCAAAUGAUUCACCGGUUUUUCAUAUCUCAACAUCCCACUAACAUUUCAACAAGGUUCUCUGGGUAUUUGACUUCAUAAAUAAUGCAUCUAUUUAAUGGAGCAGGAAAACAAAUAACUAAAAUCUUCCUGACUCCGCUGGGUAGAAGUGAACUCAAUAUAAAAGCUGCCCUACCACAUCCAAACAUGCAGUUCAAUCUGUUUCACAGUUUUCACUUGGCGCCUUUUCAUACACAUCGCUGAGUGGAAUAAAACUGUUUUCAUCAAAAUACUUCACAACAUUAAUGUGCAGAGCUGCUGCACCAGCGUCUGAAUUUCCGGUUUUUAUACAGCUUAAUGGUUUUGUUCGAAAUGCAAGACAACUUUCUCUGUAAUCCCAUGAUUUAGUGAUAUCAUGCUGCAAACAACAUACGAAGCAUGCAGUAAUCUGCAGCGGGAUGCAGGCAAAUGGAGAAGAAGUUCUGUUUGUAAUCCCUAGAGCACAUGCAGUAGUUAAACCUGUGGCUGUGUGUCAGUGGCCUUUUAAGUAUCAGACUUAUCCACAGACACAAAGAUGCCGACAAACACACAGACCCAGUGACCUGAAUGCAGCUCUACUUGUACCGUUAUUGGUUGUGAUUAAGUUUUGCUACAGAGACGCUAACCCUUCAACCUCCUUUGUUGUUUUGAUUUGGGAGGAUUUACAAACUUCACCUUAGAGUCCUUUAACUCCGACUCAGUCCUCCGUCCGGGCUGGCGAUUCUUUUUCUAUGUUACUUUGACCUACUGCUGCAUCCAGAAUGAGAUUGGACAAGGAAUGAGGGCUGAGUCCAAGUGAAGGCUAGCUCUGAGAAGCUUGGCAAAGUGAUUGAUUCCUCCUGGGAGAAAUCCCUGCUCCACUUCAUGCUUUGGCCCAAGAAUGAGUCCACUCCAGGAGGGUUAGCCCAGAUAAUCUGUGGCCGUGAUUGAAAAUGAACGAAGAGGUUAACCCCUCAGAGUAGAGCCGAUCCGGGCUGACUGCCAGGAUUAAGUACAAGUAUCUGUGGGUUGGUAUAUGUGCUUUACAGAGACAUCAUACCCACCUGUUAACUCACAGGCGGCAUUAAAACACAGCACUUGUGGAUAAAAAUCCUCUGUUCCUGUGAUUUUAUUACACGGAAUAAAAGAAAAAGAUGUCGAAGGCUCAAUCGGUGGAACAAAAGAAAGAGUUGAGCUUCAAAAGUGAAAACACAAUGUUGAAAUAUUGACAACAAAUCCCAAACUCUAAAAGCACUGUCCACAGACAACAGGUCCAUGGAAAAUCCCCCUCCUGUUGUUCUACAUGAAGGGCUAAUCAAAUCAACAAGCAAACAGCAGACUGGCAGCUCUCCAGUGCUCCCCUUUUUCAAAAGCAAAAAGAUUGACUGACUUUUGUAAAGCAGCAGCGGCAGAGAGUUGUUUGGUUUAUGGGUCGAUAUCCACUCUGGCCCCCACCUGUAGUCAUGAACUGUCUGUGGUGACUGACAAAGACAAAGAGCGAGGGUAGAAGUGGCUGAAAUGAGGUCUCUCCACAGGGAGGCUGGUGUCUGCCUGUGGAUGAGAAAGUCAGUGAUCCAGGAAGAUCCUGGCAUUGAGUUACUGCUCCUUCACUCUUAACAGGAGCCUGCGGAAGUGGUUUUUGUCCCCCCUGGGAUAGAUGGUCAUCAGGAGCUCCUGUUGCAGAGAUGCUCAGCUGGACAAGCAGGAAGAAACUAUAAAAAAAGAAAAGUUAAAUUUGUCUUCGAAUAAAACAUAAACUGUUGAUUUGCUCCGGCUAUGAUCAGAUCAAAACAGCGGAUUAUCUUCUCUCAAUAUCAGAGAAAAUUCAGAUGUUAGAAUACAACCAGCGCAAUAUUUCUCUAAAUGAGGUCUUAGUAUUUUUAAUGUUUUUUUCUCAAGCUUCCUGUUUCCAUAUAAUUAAAUCUGUUUGUAUUUAUGAUGUUUCAAACAUUCAUUAAGACUGUAAACAUAGAUAAAAAGUGUGGGUGUAGUCUGGAAAUUAAACUUUGCACGUGUCUUCAUCAGAGAUUGAUCCAACUGUCAGAUUGUGAGUUUGAAUAUAUUAACUUUAUUUAUGAGUACACUGAAUUCUUCUUUACAGUUUUUUAUUUCUUUGGUUCUGCAAACAACUCUGACCUUUGUGAUGCUGUUCAAUUAAUUUUGUGUGAAUUACAAUGUGUGUUUUUGUGAACUGAACUCUGUAGCAUCCAAACUGACCCUAGUUCUGACUUGAAUAGACUGCAUUCCAAUCCAAUUUGCUUUAUUUAUAUAGCACAUUUUUAAAAACAUUCAAGUUAACCAAAAUGCUGCAGAGUAAAAUUAAAAGAAGAAACACUGCAGAAGUAAAAAAAAAAAGGUGAAAAAAAGAAGAAAAUAUCAAGAGGAAAUAAAUAAAAGCAGGUAAAAAACAUUUAAAAUGAAAUCAAAUAAACAAAGUAAAAACAAAAAGUGAUAAAAGGACCAUAAAAGACAUAAAAGGACAAAGAUCACACAACUCUCUAAAAAAUUGAAGAGGUCAGAGAUGUACUGUGGUGCUGGUCUGUUUAAAGAUUUAAAAACAAAUACAAUUUUAUGAAUUCUAAAAUUAAUGGAAGCCAGUGGAAGCCAAUUGCAUCCGAAUUUAACUGAUAGUAAUCUAUUUAAUUAAUAUGUGAAUCUGUCCUCUUGGUAUCAGCAGAUGAGGAGAUUGACAGGGAUGUAGAGCUCAAUCUGAUAGCGCACACAUUUCACCCUUUAUUUCAGCGCUGAUGCUAAUGAAGCAAAAUGGUUUUGCUCAGUAAAAAAGAAUUGUUAAGGCUAAGUUUCUCCAUUUCUCCCUCUGCAUGAAUUGCCCGCUUAUAAAUCUGCAGUUACCAAAUGAGCUGCUUGAGUUGGCAUGGAUUGAAUUCCCAGAGUGAUGUUUUCAGCACUUUGUUGAAUUCCUGCCAUGAGGAAAUCGGUCUGUUUUGGAAUAACCAAGCUUUAAACUACAUAUUUAGAAACCUGUGUGCAUUUUUGAGUUAUAUAUUGAAGUUUUUUAAGUGAAUCUGGAGCAUUUUGUGACUCUUGUUUCACCUUUUCACCCCAUGAGUCAUACCACAGCUUUUUGAUCCUCUUCGGUGAUAUGUGACACAAACAUUUAGCAAAGGGACAUCUGCGAGGGAUUGGAGAUAGUCCGACCUCGGGGGACUGUCUGGUUCAUUCACAUUGUUUAUAAUAAGCCUACUAUCUCUCCUGGCAGAGUGAUGUGUGUGACUGAAUCAGACAUCUGAUUAACUGAUUCCCAGUUCUCCCAAGGGCUAAUGGGAAUAAAUACCCCUGCUAAUUCACAGUCUGCUGGCAGCCUGCGACACAUCAAUCUGUCUAUGACUCAACACUUUAGGCAGAAUAUGAACGACUGACACAUACAUAACAAGUCCUCGUGUCCUUAGAGAGACAUGUUUCUACAAGCUAAUGCAGCCGAACCUCAGGGCACUGUCGACAGAUGCAUGGCAACCAUUUUAGAUGCGGAGGAUAAAGAUGCUGCAAAUCAAUCAAAGGAGAUAAUGAAUCUUUAUUUGCGAUGCACCAAAAGUUAUGACUCUAAAAAGUAGAUAUUUACUGCACUUUUUGCAGCGUUUAAUAGAAAGACCCAAACCUAACCAUUGUAACCAAGGGCUUGGUAAUAACUUCCUCUAAUACAGACAGAUAACCUUGUCGAGAACCCAAACAUUUGAUAGACAGUACGGAUGGGCAAUUUGUGCUAAAAAAAUUGUCACGAUAAGUGUUAGGAUGAGUUUCUUCAGCCAGUAAUGUCAGAGUGGUGUUAGAGUGGUGGAGCCGUGUCACUCAAAUACCUCAGAUACUUCAGUGUUAGAUUGCUGGAGCCGGGGGCCUCUGACAAUUAUUUUCAACAAGGACCUUGUACCCAUGUUUAACAUCAUACAGGUCCCCAAAAAAUGCUCUGUCAUGGUGUUUCCUUCUAUGGACCCUCCAUAUGUUCACCUAAAGCUCCUUAAAAUAUGUUGUCCUUUGUUCUUACCAUACAUGGAUUUUUCUUGGGGUCAACUAAAUGUCAGCAGUAUGUUUAGAAACGUGGACGACUAUAUAUACUUGAACGGUCUCAAACCAAUCUUUGUUAUGCUUCUGUUACACUUGUGGCAUGAUGAAGCUGUAACCCAGAUCUGUAACUAGUAAAGCUUGUCAAAAUGAUCAUUCGUGUGGACCUUCCAUUUUUUAAUGUGUGACCAUGGGCUAGGCAUCCUUAUAAUAAGAUUAGCCACUGUGGUGAUAACGAUAAAAGUCCCGAUAAAAAAAUAUAUCAUAAUUCCAAUCUAUGUUUUUGACUCAUUUUGUCUUGAUAACACCAGUUGGAAUAGUCAGAUCAGAUACAGAUAUAGAUCCAUUGUCCAAUUGUACUUAUCUAAGUUCCAAUCUUGAAGGAAAUCCCUCAUGUGGAGCCUCGUUCAGUAAAGAGCUGCUCAGAAACAUCUUCUUCUUCACCUUCAGCCAUGUUUGUUUGUUAUUCUGCUGUGUGGGCUAUGGCUGUGAGUCAGUCGCUCGUGUUGAUGUCAUUAACUUGCAUUUAUCAUAUUUAUCAUAGAGGAUUUUUCUGAUGAUAUAUCGUGAGCGACAAUUUAUCGCCCAUCCCUCGUAGACAGCUAUCUGCCUUGACAUUAAACUUGUUUUAACUUCAUUAGAAGGAAAGUUUGAAACCUUUUGUACAUUUUUGAAUGUAGAAAAUGAAAAGGCCUAGUUCAUAAUGCACCAUAUGCUAAUCAUACACUUAAGCAAUGUGUGCUUCAAAAUUGUGUAAGCUUUCAGGUUGAAGGCCACUUUUUUUUUUAAAAUUACAUGAUUUAAAACUUUCUAUAAAAACAGAAGUCAAAGCUUUCUCUGGUCUUCUGCUUUAUACAACUGAAAUCAGCCAAGAGUUUUAUCAUUUAGCACCUCCAAAAGUGUUUUUUUCUUUUUGUUUUGAUUCCAAACCUUGCACUGACUGAAGUAAAUGUGUUUAUUUCUUUCUUGAUGUAUUCCCUUCAGGGCGACUGUAAAAACGGGCUUGUCAUUCAGUGCGGCGCGACCCAGUGACUCCACGCUGUGGGACAUUGUUGUUGAGCCUGGCAGAGGAGCAACUCCCAACACUGUGUCUGUUGUCUGCCAGAGGAAGCUUGCUGUCACUGGAAAGAGGUCAGUCCAGUGCAUGAAUAGCCCAUCCACACUGUAUUCAACUCAUGUUUGCUUCAAACUGCUCCUUUUUUUAAUACAUCCAAAACAAUCUUGAUCUUUUUUUGUGGCAUAUUUCCCUCUUACAUUAAUCCCUGAAGCCACCGUAGGGCAAAGCAAUCAGUUAUCACAAAAUAAAUAUCUAUGAUGUUAUGUAUGCUCAGCAGCACAGCACAGAUUGAAAAUGAAUCAUUUCUGUUUUUUUUUUCCAGAGAAAAGUAAUCAUAUGUGGCCUUGAAAUAGGAAAAAAAAAGAGAAGCAGUGAAGUGCAGACAAAUCUUUUGGUCCAUGUGAAAGAAAAUGUUCAUCCAGCGGCCUUUGUUUUUGUUAGAGAGUGAAAAAUUACCUAUUGAAUGAGUAACUAAAGUCAUCUCACUCUCACUUCUAACAUCAGUAAAAUGUCCACAAUAUGUUGAUAUGUCUUUGUUCGUAUUUAGUUUACAUUAGAAUAUGAAAAAAAGGAAAAUACAGUGAAAACUGGUGUAUUUGUGGUGUAAAAUAUUAAUUUAUUACUCUUGCUUGUUUUCAUUUUAAUGCAAGUUGGUUGAUUUAAAGCUGUACUUACUUUUAAUUUAAGUUUUAACCAGAAUUUUAAUCCCACCAUAAUGGUCCAUUUAAAAAAAUAAUAAUAAUAAAAUAAAAUAAUAAUAAUAAUAAUAAUAAAGAGUGGGUAAAUAAAUCUCAUGACACUUUUAACACACUGUGGAGCAGGUUUAGACAUCUUUAAUUUUUUUGUUUUCAACACACAUCCACUCCUGGUAUGUAAAAGGCCAAGAGAAACACAUUUAUUACAGGCAGAAACCUCAAGAAGAACUAGAUUCAAUGUUUGUUUGUCAUCUGCUUCAACCAGAUUGGUCGAGUAAGUGGUGAAGUGGGAUUGAUAAAGAAAAAGAAACAUAUGGAACAUAUGGAAAAGACUGCAAAAUUUAAAAAAAAAGAGAUAAAACACCAAUUUUUGCUAGUAAAAAGGCAGGCUAUUGAACUUUCAAAACAUCAUAAAAGAAUUUGUAUUAUAUUGUUUUUCAUUUAGAAGAGACGGUGGUGUUGGCACCCAUGUGAAGCUGAUUUAGAGCAGAUUAAGUCAAAAUGCCAAUAAUCAGUCUGUCUCUUCUGCGCACACACCAGCUUCACCCCAACCCUGCAUGAGCUAAUGUCACCUUGAAUAUCACCAAAAUAAAGACAUUUAACCCUGUGGAAAAAUAAGUAAACCAAGAUUGAGAUCCUGCCCUUCUCUGAUAAUGCUUCUGAUACGUCAGCUAAUAACUGUAUUCUUUGUAUCCAGUAAAUGAAGUAAACUCUGUGCCUUAAGUGCAACUGUACAUGUCUCUGCCAAAUUUACUUCUGUUUCUGCUGUCCAGUGCGAAGCUUUCAGCAGCUUUAACAACAGUCAGUGUAUUGACAUACCUCAUACAUUGGCGUGUGUAAGAGGCGGAGCUAAGGGGGGUGGAAUAUGCCUGCUUAAACCUAGUCUAUGUAAGCAGAGGGGCUUAGAUCUAUCUAUUGUGUGCGAGUAGUAAUAUGCCAGAUUGCAGGUUUGAUUUACAGUAUGUAAUGUCAUACAAAUCUACGAAUUUAGCCGGUUUAUAGUCUUAAAACUACUGAGAUGAAUUGUGAUUAAAAGUAACGGUACAUGUGUCAAAGUGCCGUUGAAAUGCUUCUACUUCUAUCACAUUCAGAGUAUAUUAUAAACAGAAGUUGGAUACUCCUGCUUUACUUUUAUGUUGUUACACACCAGCAGCCACCUCUGCCCGGCAACCUCCCGCCAAUUCAGACGUAAACACGUGCGUACACACAGACACAGAGCCUAGCAUUCGUCCGUCCGUCCGACCCACUUAUCUGUAAUCAUCCAUAAUCACGGCUACGUUAUCCGGGCUUAAGCACUUGCACGUUCAGAGAGGGAGAUUAGGAAGUAGAGAUAUUCCAGUUCGUGUGACUUGCACUGAACUAACACACUCACACACACACACACACACUCACACCACUGCGCUGAGAAGCAAUGAUACGUCCAGCGGUUUAAAGUCCUCACUAAUAGUUUUCCAGGAAAUAUGGGGCAUUAACCCUUUCAGUGCUACUCUGUCCAGCUCUCAUGAAACAUGUUUCAGUGUGUGAUAUUUCAGUUUGAGUCAAAGUUUUAUGUCUAUUUAACUUUUAAUCACUUUCCGUCUUGUUUUUGAGUUUACUUGACAAAUAGAUGAACGAGCCUAGGAGGAAAAAUCAAGCUCUACAAGCCAUUUUCUGUUGUUUACACAUUUUUCUUUUGCUGAGAUAAGUUAGCAAGCUGUUAGCAGUUUUCGUCCUUCCGCAUAUCAUGAUCAUAGCUGCUAGUUUCUUAGAGAUGCUGCACAAGAACUGUGUUUAUCCAUUAUUCAUUUUUAACAUCUCCAUUUCUUCUGGACAAAAGUUUGAAAUCUUCUGCCUGGUGCAUCAACUGAAUAAUACUGGAUUAGAUUGUUUUUAUUUUCACUCUAGUAUUAUUGUGGUUUAAUUUUUCAGUCCAAACACAGAGGUGCACACACAAACUUAGAAAAAUAAGGAGUGCAGUACACUUUUUUUUCAUGAAUGACCCAGAGAGUAGGGCUGGGCGAUGUGGGAAAAAGUUUAUCACGAUAUAUUUUUUUCAUAUCAGUCGAUAUCGAUAUAUAUUUAUCAUGAUAUGAAAAAAAUUCUUGUCUAUCUUGAAUGUUCCCUGUUACUUUUAGAUGAAAUUUAACAGUACUUAUUGGUUGCAUGUCUUUUGCAGUACAAUAAGCUUCUGCAUCUGUGAGGUCUUUGUGUCGACUGCUUUGGCUGCACAAGCGCCGUGGGCUGCUUCACACUUGCUCCGUGAAAAAGAUUUGAGUUAUUCCCGGACUUUGCAAGAACAUGUACUCGAUAUAAUUUGCAGCGCACAUUACUCUGCUUCAUGUUCAACUUCAAAAAACUAAAAUACCUCCACACCACCGACGUUUUCGUGCCAGUGUUGUCAACGAUGUCGUCAUCUGUUGAGCCUUCAUCUGCGUUUCUGCCGGGGGUAGCACUCAUUUUCUCUUUUUCUCACCAACAGAGCUGUCGGCUUCAUGUGUUAAAGUGCUAUGGUUGCGUGUAGCUGCAGCCUGCUACUACACAGUUGUUCACUAGUUAUUGCCCAGCCCUACCAGAAUCAGACUUAAUGUCCUUUUUGUGGUUCUUUUCAUUACUUGGAAAGUCCUCCACUCUUUUUUGACAGUACAUGAAUAUAUGGUAGAGGUUUUCAUAGGAGUAGAUGUUGCUGUUUACCCUCCUUGUUGCUGGUUCCAAUAUACCUCAUUCUCUAUAAAAGUGAGUUCUCACUGUGUAGUGCAGAGGUUCAUUGUUUUGCUCUAUGCAAAGUUUUGCUCCACUUCAAAGUGCCACAGGUCCAUUCGCAUUCAACUCUGUUUCCCCUUUGAUCUGUUCCUCCUGGCAGGUCUAUGCCUGCGCCCUCUCCCCAGCAUCAAAUAACAUCACAUGUCAUUUCUCUGACAAUCCUUUGACCAGAAUAUUCGGCUCAGAGUCUCUGCCAGCACACUUAAUCUUCCCUCCACACUCUUGCCUUAUUCCUCUGCUGAUGGAAAUGAGACCUCUCGUGGAUUGCCUUCACUUUGAGUUCAGACUCUGCAGUUUUCUUUGCAGAGUAAUUUCCUUCUCUUUUGUUUUUCAUAGGGAGUGUCUCAGUUCAUAUAUUUAAAUUUUCUCUCCAAGGAACAUAAGAGGGUUUUUAAGAGGCGUUUUUGUCUCUCUCGAUACCAGAUUGAGUUUUAUACAAUUGUCAAACAUGACAGUUUCCUAAGGUUCAAAAAACAAAUAGGUGAUAGGAAAACGCUUGGAUUCUGUUGCAUUUUUAACUGGCUAAAAACAUGUUAUCAUACUGCAUUACUUCAAGUUGCUGAGCUGUUGUCUUAUAUGACUAAAAUGUAGCUGUGAUAAUAUGCCAGCCAUAUUUAAUCAGACACGUACAUGUUUCAAAAGAAUUAAGUGGGUGGUUGUGCAAAAACUUUUAAGUGCUGAGUCAUGUUUUAACAUUUAACCUAUGCUGAAACUUACUUUGACUAAAUUUGCAUAAUUGAACUCGUGUAUUAUCCCACUUUGGUCAUUACUCCGCUAUGUAAACAUACCCUGAUUAAAAAGUGAACUUGAGACUCAUAAAACAGUAUGACCUUUAUAUAUAAUACAUGCAUACAAAGUCAGGUCCCUUUGAAUCUUCUCUAAUGUGGAAAACCCAACAAGUUAUGUCUCGAUUUUUCUAGCAUCACUGAUGUUUACAACUUCCUUACCACUUUCUAACCACAUGUAUUCUGAUAUCUUGAUAACGUCUCUUGAUAGGGGUCUCCUGGAAGUUUUGCAACUUGACUUCAUCCCGAAAGACGUCUCUGAGCAGAUUGAGAGUCAGGUUAUUUCUUGGCGAUUGGAGCUGCCGGGUAACGUCAAGGAUGUGGGGACGAUGCGGAUCUACACGACUCGGAAAGACUAUGUGGGGCUGGCACCGCUAGUCACGGUGAGGACAGAAUACCUUUUUAUUUCUGUAUUGUUUGAAACGAGAUUUCACAAAUGUCAAAAACUCCUCACAGGAACUUUAUCGACAGUUAAAGACACUUUAAACUUUAACUGCCUGAUAAUUCUCUAUACAAAAAACUAAGAUGAGGUUAUAUCACUAGAGGUUUACUCAAUUUAUGUGCAAUUUUUCUCGUUUCAAAAUGUCAGUAUUUGCAAAGAAAAGUGCAGCAUCUCUGGGUCCUUUGCGCAGAUGUUUUAGGCUCAGUCACGCCAUCUGGAUUUGUUUUAAGUGGGUCUUCUCAUAUUAAUGUCAUCUCAUUUGCACGCUUCCACUGUAUGAAAAAGGCGAAAAACAUGACAGCUCCCAAGAAAACAAGGCAGUACUUUUGGUGCUACCCCUGCUGUCUGUUGGCAGUAAAGGUCAUGAGCCCUCGUCUCUGUGUUAACAGAUGGGACGGCAGUCAGACUCCGGGAUCUAGAUAUAUGUCAUCAGAUUUUUGGUCACACAUUGGUUCUCAUCUCACAGUUAAUUCUUAUCAUGUUGAUUUACGACCAAGAGUUCAUUUUUCCUAAUGUUUAGUUUUCACUUGUUUACCGAAUUUCCCUUGGGGAUAAAUAAAGUAUUUUGAUUCUAACGAUUGAUUCGUCAUGUGAUGUAGGGUAAAGUCAUGAAUGACAGCUUUGUUUGCAAAUGCAGCGGUGUAGAGGUGGAACAGGGAGAGCAAUCACGACAGAAAUCUACUGAAAAAUAACUAAACUCUAUAAUAUCUGCUUUAAAACUUAUAAAAAUGAUACUGUGUCGUAGACCAGGAGAAUAAAAAUGAAAAAAAAAAUAAAAAAACAUGCACACAUCCUUUCUGCCCAAAGUUGGGUGGGUGCUGGACCAAAAAAAAGAUUUAUUAAUUGAAGUUACAUCACUUUACAUGACGUCAUCUGAGGAAAAGCCUGCGUGCUCAAAAGGUCAUGUAACUUUAAUAAAUCUUUUUGCAUUGCAUUCUGGUGUUGCAAACUUUCUUCGGCCUCUCAACUGCAGGCAUGCAAAAACACGUCAGCCAAACAUCCAUAUUCUUAUUUAAGAAGAAGGAUACAGGUAGUCCUUAUGUUUAGACUGAAGCAGUGAUUGGACUGUGUACAAAGUAGACACAAAGGUGAUUCUGUAUACAUUAUAUACUGGUACACAGCUUAUGAUACUGAAUUGAACUAGCUUGCAAAAGAUGCACGUUUUGAUCUGCAUGGUUUUAUUUCAAAUGCAAUGGCUAUUUAACUUAGUACUUUUACAAACAUGUAUAGAAUAUUCAAGUUUCAUCUUGAGAAAUAAAGCUGGUAAGAUAGAGCUGAAACUGCAGUCCUUUGAGUGUCUCCAUGAGGUAGCCUUCAAAAGCACCAUGAGUCCCACCCAUUCACCUUCACAGCAAGAACAGACUUGCUUACAGCCUGAUUCAAAAGAUGGUUUUGGUCUGGAUUGACAAUUUCUCACUUUAUAUUUAGGAUAUUUAGGUCAUGAGUUUUGCAUUAUCAGAGGCAUGGUUAAAACUUUGAUCUUGAUUAGUUAGAUUGGGCAGCAUUUCUGAUAUGACAACCGCUGACAACUGAAUUCAGAACUCUUCCUCAAAAGCCAAUAUGCAAAAACAUCGAUACUACGUCUGUGUAUUAUACAAUCUAUGCUCAUGACCCCUUACCGCCUCUGUACUUAAUGAAAACCUGCCGUUUUAUUUGGAUCUAAACAUGUCCCCUGUGAGAGGUGUUAUCAUGAUGAGUCAAUGUUUCACUCACACCUUUAUUUGGGUUUUUGAAUAAAAUGAUCUGCCCCUAAACAUCACCUGAGAAAAAAAAGACAGUUUACUUCAGGGAGUUAUUUGUUUUGACAUUUAACCAACAAUAACCAUCAGAGUAAACAUUUAUACUCUUAUCCUUUGCUUGACUGUUGUUAUGGAAAAGAACAAAGAUAUUACAGCGUGGCAUUUAGUUUCAUAUCUCUUAAUUUUUCAGCAUUUAUAUUACUACUAUGCAAUUGUGUUGAAGACCUUUAAAAUAUGCAGCUUUCAGCAGAAAUACCAGGUAGAUACAUCACUAUCUUUGUCCUGAGAUUCAAAAGGUUAUUUCAUGGUACAAUGGUCAGCAUGUCUCCAAGAAACCGUAGGGAGGAGAGAUGUUUCAUUUGAGUCAGAGAGGAAGCUUUUUGGAUUGCAUAAAUAUUUUCUUCUUUUUCAGAGAAAUCGCUGAGGCUUAACAUUCAUAUUUAUAGCUGAGCAUAAUUGCAACGCCGCCCUAAUGUGAACCCUCUGCGGGCCCCUGUAAAUAUAACAAUGUUUUUUAAAAGAGAGGCAGAUUUAAGCAAGAGCUAAACCAUUUGAGCUGAGCUUGAUCACCGCUGUGAGAUUACUGCAGAGCUGGCAGAGACGUUGGACGUCAGCGCCCCUCAGCGUGGUGCUGCCAGCACGGCGCAGCGCUGAUAUUGCUCUGAUUUUGUCUCUACCCCUGUGAUCCCGUGGCUUAUGUUUGGGUCAGUGUUGCAGUCUGAACUAGAGCGUGUCCUUUUGGAAUUGCGGUCAGCAGCUGUCAAGCCGACAGAGUUCAGAGUUUGAAGCUGCGGGGAAACAUCUGCCUGCUGCUUUAGACUACAAGCAUCAGUCGGUGGAAAAAAAAAAAAAAAAACACUGAUCAGCCAGAGCGCAUUACAGACCCACUGCUGCUACCUAUAAAAGAUACAAAAAACUGGAUGAGGUUUCUUAUUAACUGGGAAGUAGUCAUAAUCCCUGCAUGGAGGAGUUAAGUCUAAAAAUAAAUCUUCAUAGGGCUUGAUGGCAACCUGUUGGAUGUAUCGAAGGCUGAGCUACAAGUUUAGAUUCACAGGACAAGGUUGGAAAAUGGAUUGGAGGAUUAGAAAUGUAAUCAGGUUAAGGUGUUUGAGAGGUGAUCUACGGUUUGUAUUAAACAGUUUAGCAGAGGAUUCAUUUUUUUCAGGUGUGUGUUUGUGUGUUUGUGAAGGACACACAGGCCCUGAUAUUUUUUUUUGCACAUCUGUCCAGUUGUGUGUAGUUGUGAGUGUUUACUUGGAGGGAUUUGAAUGAAUCAAGGUUUCUCGUCUGUGUUAAUCCCUGUUAGACUUGCUAACACCGUCUGCAUGUUAUCCCUGCUUCCUCUCGAAUGAUUGAACUCUGCGUUACAGACAAGUAGGAUCAUACAAAUGUGUGUAAGGUCAACUUUCUCCGUUACAACUCAGAGUCAGAAUCAGAUUUUUAUCCUGGGGGAAAAUUUGGCGACUGCUAGUUUGGGUCAGGGGCAGGUCAAGCUGAAUGAGCAGACAGACUGUGAUAUCUCAGAAAAUGAAAAUAUAUUUAAUGCUGAAAUGUCAAAUAAGCUAUACUUGGGCUUUAUACCUGAGUGUGGCAGCAAGGUGUAGAUAUUAUGUGUGGGAAACAGUAAAAAUUCACCUCUGUGAUAUUAAUCAAGAGGCAGACACCACCCUGUUGAGUGAGCAGCGUCUUUGUGAAAAUGAGGCCAUGUGUGCUGCUCUGCAUACAGAGAUGGGCGGCACUGGGUGUAAUACACUUUUGUAAGCAUCAAGGACAACUUGUAUUUGUUAUUUCUGAAAAGAUUAUAUCUUAUUGUCAGCCCGCUGUUUGGCUGUGUGAGCACAGUGUGAGUGAAACCAGACAUUUCUUCAAUUUCAAAUCUCUUGUUUUUUUAAGUACAAAGUUCAGAUAAAAAUAUUAUACUUUAGAAAUGUUUAAUAAACUUAAAAUGAACAUAAGCAAUGUGCCCCCAUCCCAAUAUUUAUGCUCAACUGAUAGUCCCCCAUGCUUCAACAUGGCCCCUAAUGUCCUCCACAACCCAGACAAGAAGAAAGAUGGCCAACAAGAGGGAAUUACAUCACUGAGGUUUUCAAGUGAGCGCCCCUCUUCAACAGCGUUACGUCAAGUUUGGACCACAACACCUUGUUGAAGCUCAACAGUUAGCUCUAAAGUCCCUCUACUCCCACACAAACUCACUCUCAAAAAAGGAAAGAAAGGGAAAAAAAAACACACCAGAGUGGAGGGUCUGUAGAGAGGUGUUAGGAAAUGAAAAGGGAAGAAAAAAACGGAGUAAGAGGUAGGGCUGGGCGAUAAACAGAAAAUAUACCGAUACUGAAAUUUAAGACAACAACCAACGUCAUUUUGCCCAUAUCAGUAUAUUUGGUGUCAAAAAAAUAAAUAAAUAAGAGUUGGUUUUGGAUGUGUGUAGGUAGGCUAUGGUCUCAUGUCCCUUUAAGACGCUGUUCUACAUCAGAGACAUGACUCCACCCCAUCCAGUCCUUAACAAAGAGGGAAAGACAGGUGAGGAGAUGGAGGACAGUUCAAAAGUUGUAGCAGCUUGAGCAGCAGCUGAAGUAAACAAAGUUAAUGUUGGAGGGGGUGAGCAGCUUGUGGAGUGGUUAUCAUCAAUUUAUCAUUAACAAGGUGAACUGCUCAAUAUAUUGUGAUAUUGAUUUGAGGCCAUAUCACCCAGCCCUAGUGAGAGGCAUGUUUGGUCUGGGCCUAAACCAGCCACAAUGCACUGUGUCUUACAUAUUUUAUGGUCAAGAGAGGAAGGAGGCGAGAAAAGGUGGUGAUAUGGUGGAGAUUGGUGUUAAAGAGAGGACACAGACACAGUGUUGAUAUGUUUUAAUUUCUUCCAUAUAACAAACAGCACAAAGGUUAAUCUAAGCCUCGCACCCUCAAAAGAAUUGUACUACAGCUCAUAUUUCCUCAAAACUACCGUCGCCUGGUCAUUUCAUCACACUUUAAAAACUAAAGUGCUGUCUGUUCUUUUGUCACAGAGCUCUGAUAUCAUCAAUACGGCAGUGCUGACGGGUAAAAUGGUGUCUGUCCCUGUGAAAACUCUGGCAGUGGAAGCUGACGGCUCUGUCACUGAUGUUACCAACUUCACCAGCUGUAAGUCUACAGAGGACAGUAUACUUAAGGUAAGAAAAUAGAUCCGCAAUGACAGUUGUAAAUACAUGUACGAAUGGACUGUUUAAAAAAAAAAAGAUGCAGAUGUUGCCAAGAACCAUAAACCAAAGUUUUAAAAUAUUUUAUUCUUUGUGAUUUGUGAUAAUCUAUAAUUUAUUGAAAUCAAGUGCAAUCUCAUGCCAACUUUGUAGCAUUCAAAUCUUGCAGAUUUUUACUUGGAGACGUUUUAAAUAAAGUUCUGUGAGUGAAUUACUGCCAGAGCUGGGCAGCCUGAUCAUAAAGUAUUCUCUGUGUAUGCGAACUUGCAUAUACUUGCAUACAUAAUAUACAUGAUGAGCUGACUUUGUUUUAUAAAAGUGGAAAACUUACUCUUUUACUUUCUCUCUUAAGAAAGUUUUAUAACUGUAUCUAAUUUCAGUAAGAAAUUAAAAUUAAUUAUUUAGGCCUCAUUUCCAUACAAAGUGCUUUUGUUGAAAGUUUGAUAAUUAUUAAUAUGAAUUUGAAAACAUUAAAAAACGAUAAGUAAUUUAUUUUGGGGAGUUUAUAACUUCAGAAAAUCCACUGUCAAUGUGCCGUCUCACUCAACAGGUUCUUUGUGUAUGUGAGUGAGCAUUUGGUGUGUGUGUGUGUUUCAGUGUAGUGGUUAAAAGCAGGCUCCAUAUGGCAUUAGCGACAGGGCUCAUGAUCCCAGCACUCAGUCCAUAAUCACAGUGGUUUGACCUUUGUGUAAUGGAUCCAUGUCAGUGGGGCAGUGGUGGCAGAGUCACAGCCACAGAGGAGAGAAUAACAGAGAAGGUGGAAAGGAUUUAGGAUACUGUUUUUCCAUUAGACGACAUGGCAAGCGUGAAUGUGAUGCAGUGUUGGAGCUUUAGAGGAGAAGACAGGACCAAAGAGAUGAGAAGACAAUGUGAGAUGAUUUUCUGUGUCAGGAUCUAAGAUUAGUUAUUGUCUCUCUGGAAUUUUCCCUUGUGGGACUAAUAAAGGAGUGUCUUAUCUUAUCUCUUAUCUGAAUGGUCUUGUCUACUUCUUGUGGUCACUUACUGCUCUUUGGGCACCUGUUGGAUGAUGUUAAAGCUUGAAAUCACAGCCUCCACCUCUCAAACACCAACUACAACUGGAAAUCUAUUGUAGCAACUAUUUCAUUACAACCACAUCUUUAAAGUUAAAGGGAUAUUUCAGUGUGAAAUUAAGUUACCAAGUGCAGCGGAUCAUUUCCUUGAAGUAAUAAUCAUCAUAAUAAUCAUUUUGCACUGCAGACGCGGUAGUUCUUCUGUCUUAGAAGUAAUGAUCAUAAAUGUUGUUCCUUGAGCUGCGAAACUCCGCUGCACUCAGUGAUCAACUCGUCAGGGCUACCCCACAAACAAGCGGCUGCUGGAGGAGAGUGGGUGAGUUGUGUUUGGUCUCUUUGCUAAAGAAAUUAGGCAAAGCUAAAAAGAUGUUUGGUGGCUAGUCCUAUGAAGUUAGGUGUUGUUCUGAGCAUUAUUUGUGGCUAUAGAGUGGUGUUUUGGUUGAGGUUUGCGCAUGGCUCCGUAGACCGCUGUGUAUUGCUAUCAUGCGGUUGUUACUUAAGUUGGUAUAAUUAGAGAAGCAAGCAGUCAGCAACAUUCAUCUCUGGAGGGGAUGUCUAACUCAAUGUUAUGGUGUGUUUGACCACAACUUAAAUUUAUGCAGGAAUAUCCCUUUAAGAUGCAUCAUGACACUUAAUUUUCUUUCACAGACCAUGCACAGAAAGAGUGUGGAAAUAUUCAUGCUGUGGUUGUAUAAUGAACUCUAUUGGAGCUGGUGUUUGCUGCAAGUCAUGCAAGAACCUUGUAUCUCAAUAUUCCCUCAUUUAAUUAAUGCUUUUGAUUUGUCUUAAUGCCUUCAGUGGGUUUUAAAAUAUUUAAUGGAUGAAAAGUCUUUAAAAAAGCUUGAGGGUGAAUCUCUUGCAGUUUUAGACAAAAUAUUGUAGAACACAGUGCUGCUGGAGAUACAAGGUUUCUGCCUGAUGAAGACAAUGUGUUGAUUAAUAGGAUUAUUUUGGACCACAUAAUGAAUCUGAGUUUAUUAUUCACUCCUCCUCACCAGUUUCUGAAAAGUUUGAUACUCUUGCAUAACAUUUGAACAGCUGCAUAAUUAUGUAUAACUGCACAAGUUCACAUAAAACUUUGAUAAAAGAGGGUUAAAAAACAUCCUCACUUCACUCAAAAAGACAAGCAGACAGUGCUGAAAUUAAGGACCAAAAACUAGAGACUGCAGAAAGACUUUAAGAAGUUGUGGUGUUUUUGCUUGAUUUUUUGUUUUUUUUUAGAUGUUUUUUGUAGUGUUUUCUACUUUAAUUGGAAAUCUGCUAAAGACAUCAGAGACCAGACCUUUCUGAAUCACAGAAUAAAGUCUUCACCGUCUGGUCCCUCUUGACAUUUUCAGGAGUUCAAGUUGACUUACCUUGGAAGUCAUUCCCCCCCUCUGCAUUUGCCUCCUCUUUUUUCCUCCUCCUCCUUUUUACCGUCCUUCUUUCCAGUGCUUCACUCUAUUCUCCAGUCUAGUGCCCUCCAAUUACCUCUGUGGAGCCACUGGUUUCUUAAGAUAAGUGAGGCGGGGGUGGAGAUAGGCUCUCCAAUCUCAAAUAAAACACACCAACUGCUGUGUCUCACCUCAUUGCUCUGACUGGUGGGGACCACAAUGCUCCCACCUAUGGUACAGCACUAUAGGAAGUGGCGCAAAGCAGAGCUGAUUUAUAUUCUGGGGCUGUUUCAUCCAGACCGCAGCCCUGAAUUUACAUGACAUAAACAGAAACAUUGUGCGGUUCCCUUGCCACACUGGAAGGAGGGUAAAAUGAAUAUAAAGUGUGUGUGUGUGUGUGGUUUUAGCUUAUUGGUAUUGGUGCUUCUCUUCUCCCCACUACUCUUUUUGUCAGUUCUUACUAAAACUUUCCUCUUUAUUUUCCUCUGGGCUUUAAAUUGAGUAAGUUGAGUCCAAAUCACUUGACAACAGUUCAAGCAUACUCCACUCUGGUUAUUUUAAAGUUUAACUAAACUUUUUAAAAUCACUCUCUCGCCCUACAUCAAAAUAUAUUUUUUACGUGACAGAGUGGCAGUAAAGCAAGUUUUUAAACUGGGUUUUUACAUGAGCUCCAUUAUAAUUAACACUUUCUUUUCCAGGUUUCAGAGGGAUGUGAUUAUGUCUACGUGAACGGGAAGGAGAGACGGGGGAAGACGAAGGUGAUGCUCAACUUCACUUAUGGAUUCCUGAGUGCCCAGUUGGAGAUGAACUCUUGGGUGCCCCGCCUGCCCUUGCUCAUUGAUGUGGCCGACCCUGAGCUCAGCCAGAUCAAAGGCUGGAGAGUCCCUGUAACUACAGGGAACAGGAGGUAAGGCUGGAGCAGGUUUGUUUGGAACGGUCACAGUUGUAAAUAGAUGUACAAUCCUUGGCAGAGGUCCUGUUAGCUGGACUCUGCAGGUGCCCGGUCAAUGGAUUUAAUAUCAAACUGAAAUAACAACAAUGGCAUUACAAAUUGAUUUUAUGCAUGUGUCACACUGCAUGGAAAGUGAGCGCUGUGGUAUUUUGAAAACUCCUUUCGUCACCAAAGUAGAUCAAUGAAAAGUUAACACCAAGUCAAUUUCAUGCAAGGUUUUGCAGUCCUAGUAAAACUGUUUUGUUUUUCAGCCAAUGUUAAUGUUAAUUAAUUCACAAUUAAAGACAAAUUUACAUUUUUACAGUGGGUAUGAUAAAGGCUCACUGAUAUCAUUUUUCAAAGUCAGCUCUUUGCAGUUAGCCUACAUAAGGCUGGGGGAUGGUGGCUGAGGAGGGCCAACCAUCUGCAAUGGUCUGAACAAUCCUCGUGAGGAGAAACAUGUUUUAAAUGUAGAAACAACUCAACUUAAAAAAAAAAAAAGUGCAAAAGUCCAAAACAAACACAACUGUUGAAAAAAAAAGUGCUGCAAGAUGUCAACACAACUGCAUGAAGAGCAAAAGUGCUACAAAUACACAAAUGACCUGAAGCAAAAACACAAAAACAUACAAACGCAGAAAGCAGCUGCAAAGAACGAAAUAAUAAAAGUGCUCCAGGUCUGUGGGGGUGCUCAUUGACAAAGCAUUAUUAAUGAGAUAGAGAAGACCAGACUCGGUUGAACCCAAUCAGAUCUGGGUGUCUCUUAUGACAAUACAGCAGUGUUAUCACCUAGCUAGUGUCUUGCGCAGUCUAAGAGUUGUGUGGGGGUGUUUAGGUCUGGGGCACAAAGCAACAACUCAGAAAAGUCUUGGAUUGAAAAAGUUACUGGAGUAUUUUAAAGUUAUGGCAAAUGAGUUGGGAGGGGUGCUCACAAGUUGGCUCAGUUAAUAGCGAUCUCAAAUAUCCAAUCAUUCAUACUGCAGCCAAAAGAUUUCCUGAUUUUGACAGCAGGGAUGGAGAAGGCACCGUGGGGAUAGGAGAUGGACAGGAGGGCUGUCAGGUUCAGUUCUCCUCCUGUCACUGGAGAACUGUGUGUUGAUUGAGCAGCAGCCCUGGGAUAACUGCAGUCCAGCCCUGAAAAAAGUUAGGCUGAGCUGCAGGGUGCAGCUUCUCCCUGCUAGUCAUAUGGCUAGUGGUAAAUGAAGCUCUGAAAACUUCGGUAUGUUGACUUUGAGGCUCCUCAAGCUGCUUACAUUAGCCCCAAACACCUGAAGCAGGCACGUAGACCCCCACUCAGGUUUCCCAGGGUGAGGAGAAUUAUUACUCCUGACAUCCCUACCUCGUCUUCUCCAUUACUACUGUCAGAAUCCAGUUGGAUCUCCUGACUACUGUGAUUUUAGUUGCUCUACGAUAUCAAACUGUGCAACCUUCCUUAGACAGUUCACUUCUUCACUGUCUAAGUGGCAAAGCUGUGCCACACAGCGCCCCCGCAGGCCAGGAGUACUUCAAUUUUAUCAUUAUUUGCAAUUGCAUUCUGCAUUUGUGGUUUUUGUUUGGUGUCAUUUGUGUAUUUGCAGUGUUUUUUAUGCAGUUCUUUUGCCAUUUUGCAGCACUUUUUUUAAAUUAGCAGGGCGUUUUAACAGUUUUGACUUUACUUUUUCCUUGUCUUAAUGCAUGUUUUGGGGUAAAAGUUUUGCAUGCUGUCACCUAUUUUUUUCCACAUUCAAUCUUGUGAUAAUCUUUGAUGGGGUCUGAGAGCUGUGUACUGGUCUGAACCCGCCAAAGGCACCUUUCCUUGUCAGAUCAAUUCAAAGUUUAUCUGCUGUCAGAAAAUGAGGUGUUGAUUUGCUGCUCCCUGUUUUAUGAUUUUCUAUUUUUUAAUCUUUAGGCUCAGGGUCAUAUCACUCAAAGUCAAAAAAGUUGAAGUACAAGUCCUGUGAAAUGAGCUCACACCUCUGGUAAAAUGGACUGAUAUGAGAGAUGCAGUGAAAAUUGAAUUACAAGAGUCAUAAAGGAAAUGCUUCUUUUAUAUGGUGCUUCCUGACAGGUGAAUUAUUUUAGGCUGUUUAACCAGGAAGCAGACAAUCAAUUGCAUAUGCUGAUAUAGAGUAUUGUUGGUACAAAGGUAAAGGAAUAGGGAGCCAACGUUUAUAAAAGGUGUGAUGAUGUACCUAUAGAAAGUUUAUAGCCGGUUCAUGUCUGCACAGUGUCGGUGAGUUGAGAGUGCAUCUGCACUGUGCCUCUCAUGUAGGCGGCCAUAAAAACAUCACAUCUGUUUGUAACAUUUGUGGGUAGAAGCCUGCAGAAGCACCGCAGUUGCCCUGCAGAUAAAGGUUAGUGGGUUUUCACUCAAUACUUACAGUACAGUCAUUAUUUUACACUCAAUACUAAUGAUGAUGGCUGGCUGAUGGGCUGUUAGUUUUUUUUUCUCCUGUGUGGCUUCAUUUCCCCUCAAACAUUCAAUACCCGGCUGCAGAUGUGCACAGAUACUAGGUCAGAGAUGUGGGGAUUGAAAUGGCUGGCUUGAACUCAGAAAUGAAGGCCAUGUACGCACGUAGCCGGGUAUUUUUACAAACGAAUAUCCAACCCCCUUCAUUUUACAAAAAAAAAGUCACACACAUAUCAUCAUUUUCAAAUAGAAUCCCAUCCACGCAAAACUGCAUAAGUGUGCUACUGACCACAGUUAUGAGCACGCCAGACCUAGAGUUGGUAGUAUUUGCCAAAAAGUUAGAUCCAUCCAAUCAGACCAAGCUUACCUUUCUCGUUGCUUCUGCAAACAUGAAACAUAGCUCUGUGUAGUUUGUUCAUGUGGACCGACAAAGAGAUGGAAUUGCUUUUAAGGAUCGUUUUGGUGUAUGAAGUCAACAAGACACAAGAAAGGUGGAAAGGAAAAGGGUUAUUUGGUGUAGAAUAACCGACUGCAAAAUACUCCUUCUCCUUUGCUCCUUACAAAAAUAUAUAUUCUGUAUAUAUCUGUGCUGCUUCGUAUAUGACAUUUAUUCAUUAGUUGUCGCGGACACUGACGUUUGGGAAUUUAAAACUCCAGUUAUCUAUGUCCACACACAAACGCAAAAUAUGUCCACAUACAAAUGCAAAAGUUUUAUAAAAUCUUCACUAAGGCUGGAGUUUUCUAAAAGCACUCAUUCAGCUUCGUGUGGAUGACAGGUCGAGUGGUACAAAAAUAUAUAUGUGUUUUAGCAGGUACUCGGCUACGUGUGUACAUGGCCAAAGAAGAGCUGAAAUCACUGUGCAACAGUGAUUUCUGGUUUCAAACUUUAAGCUAAUAUGGAAAAACUUAAAUUGUAAAUAAAACUUGAACAUACUUAGACACACUUCUUCUUUUCAAAGCUUUUUCUUUAUAUAUGUCUAUUGGGUAGAAAUAGACUCAACCACUUAUACUUGGUCAAAUGUCAUAGAGUUCAGCACUGUUAAUAAAGGUGGAGUUGUAAUGUCAAUUAGUAUUCUGGCGACCUAAUAGAGACUAUUGAGUCACUGAGUUAAGUAUAGAAAUGUGAUGUCAAAGUGAUUUCAAAGGCACAGUAAUUUAAUUACACCAAUUACAAGCUUUUAAAAAUAACCUAGUUAGUCUAGUUUAUUUCCAGACAGUUAAAGACGGGUUCAUUAUCAUCAAUCUCCAAUCAUUUGACAAAAGGUUUAGUUGCUAUCAAGAAUUGAGUCAUACCUUUACAAUUCAAGCAGCAUCUCCAUCACAUGCUAACUUCCCACCUCAGGCUAUAUAAUAAUGAUGUUUAUUUGGACUGUAGCUCUUGACUGAAGCUCUCCGCCUGCUGUGUGAAAAAAAUAUCCAGCAGCCCUCCAGCACACCUGCAGUGUGGAGCGUGGUGACCCAGCUGUGCUUAUGAUAAUUAUAUGAUCAUUGCUGAGGGGCUUGAGGAUGGGUUGCAGCUUAACCUCCAUCACCUGCAAAUAAAACAGUCAGCCGUGGAAACCUGGUUAAUUUACCUUAAAUUCAUUUAACAGGAAAGGUCACUCAUGAAUGCUUUGUGCCUCCACAGUUUCGGCGAAAGCACAGCUGCUCCCUUUUUGACUUUAGUAUCUCUUUCUCAGCCAAAAGGAAGCAAAAGUAUGAAAAGGUUAAUAUAAUUCAGCUCUGCUAUCGUUUACAGGAUUAAAUUAGGAUGUGAUAUUUGUAAGCUUUGAGACCUGCAGAAGAUCUACUGAGUAUUAUUUUAAAAUUCACUAUUUGUUUUGGAGGGUUAAGGCCACACUGAUAAAUCUUGGUCUGAUUUGGUAAAGAAAAACACCCACAACUACUCUCAACUCAGUUUAUGCAAAGUAUUAAUUUACAAUAUCGUGUUAACUCAGCGUCCAAGAGGGGCUUUUUUUGCAUCUACUAGUGUCUUAGUCACAAUAUCAUAAAAGUUGUGCUUAUGUCUCUAUAUAUUGCUUGAAACUGUCAAAAAAUACGUGACUCUUUGUGUCUCUUUACUUCUGUGUUUAAGGUCGACAUGGGACAGUGAAGAAGAAGAGGAGAUGAGGAAGGGCAGGGGUUGCAUGCUUCAGUACCAGCACUCAACACUUCGGGUGCUGACACAGUUUGUCGCUCAGUCUGAUGCCGAUGUGCUGCCUGAUCAGCGAGGUGGGGUGGAGCCUGUGAAGUACUUCCCGGGUCCUGAUUGGAAGGUAAAUUAGAAAUCUUAUUGAUAUGAUCGCUGUCACUGGCAGAAUUGAUGUGAUCCUGUCAUAAAUACAUAUACAUUUUACUGAUUAUGUCUGGAGCAUAGACUGUACAUAGAAUAGAUGCAGUAUGCCUCCUUUCUGGGUGAAGCCCCCACGAGAACAGCACCCUCUGGUGACGGGCUGCAGUAUAGGUUAUAAAUCCCGCCUCCUCCAGUAAUCCCUAUGGAGCUAUGGACAAAUUUAGAAAUUUAUUACUCAGAAUAUAAUUUUUUCUUCCCCCUGGUUGCGAUGUUGACAUGCAGUUACUGUAAGACUGGUUUGUGCUCAGUUUUUAUUUUAGUUAUUUGGAGGUUCAUGUUUUCUAUGAUUGACACUUGAUACGGCCUAUGGGUGUACAAAGAUGGUGUAGCUCACCGGGGGGAUACGCUGUUUUAGCCGAGUGCCAUCACAGCAACUCACAGUGACUCUUCCAGCGAAUGCGUACAAUGCUACUGUGCGAUGUUGGUUUCAGGAAGUAGAGAAAAAACCUGGAAAUACCGAGAGCUUUUUGGCUUCAAAGAAUUUUAAGUACAAAGUGGCUUGGUUUAACAAUAAUACUGAAAUAUAAACAUGAUUUCUGAUUAUUUAAACAUUUUAUUCUCUUUUUUUGAUGUGACUGACAGGUGGAUGUAACUAAUCUGGUCCGAAGUUCACUCAAAGUGACAGAUCCUGAAAUAGCCAGGGUGCAGGAUGGGGCAGUGCUGCAGGGACGGGCAGUUGGCACCACUGCUGUGCAGGUAAGCCAUGAUGUGUUGGUGUUAGUGUGUUUUAGUGGUUUUCGCUGUUGCUUGCUGUAACUAUACAUAUCCCACUGCAGUUUUUCUAAGAGGUUCCACUUGUUCCAGGUUGUGUCUCCUCUGUCCUCGUCAGUCCUGGCUGAAAGGAGCAUUAGGGUGGUGGAUGAUAAAGUGAGCUUGACAGAGCUGGGGGUGCAGUUGGUGUCCGGGCUCUCUCUGUCCCUGAAGCCCAGUCCAGGGAGCAAUAGGGCCUUUGUUGCCAUGGCAACCACGCGGGAGAUGAUCACGCAGCUCAAACAGGCAAGUGACUGAAAAGCUGUAACACAAAACGCAUAAAAGUGUGGCACUUUGCAGUUUAGGGGGGGUACUCAUCUAUUUUUAUGCCUUUUGGUUUAACACUCACUCAUUUUGAAGUUGUGGAGGACCAUCUAACAGAAUAUGAAAAUCAUUUGACACAGAAAAAAUGAGGCAGGGAAUUACUAGGGAAAUCAUCAAACCAUAAUAGGGUUAUAUUAGCCACGUGAUGUUCAGCACUAUACUCUGUCACAGCUUUAUCAAUUCAAUUCAACUUUAUUUGUAUGGCACUUUUCAUACAAAAGGAGAUGAUAUUCAAAGUGCCUCACAGAGGCUAAAAACAACAAUAAAGAUACACCCACCCACACACCCAUGGACCCACACGCACACAGAGACACUCACCCACACAUACACACACACACACACAACCACACACAGUGUGAGAAUUUAAGAUAAAAUUUUAAAGAGACAUGGCCUGACACCGAGACAUUACAUGAGGAACGAGCUACCUUUAGGAAACACUGGAGAUAAAAAUAAAGAUAGAAAAGGUGAAAAGAGUAAAACAUGAUGGAUUCAAAUAAGAAAAUAAUAAUAAUAUUAAAUGAACAAAAUAAAAUAAUAAUUACAAAUAAUACAGUAAAAGAAGGAAAAACCUGUAAUAAUAAUGAAUAGAAUAACAUAAAAUAAACAUUAAGAACUUUGAUUAAAAUUAACAUUUGUAAUAAGAGAAAUCUAAAAUGGCAGUUAGUAAAAAGCUUGGUUAAAAAAGUGAGUCUUGAGCCUCUUCUUAAAAAUAUCAACAGUCACUGCGGCCCUAAGGCUCUUCGGCAGGCUGUUCCACAAAUAAGAAAUGACAGUCAAUGUAAAGUAAAAAAUCCCUGUGUUUAUAUCUGAUCAAUGAAAAACUGUUCACCAAGGCCUUUUCCCAAGCUCAAGGACUAUCAGAUUUUUCCCUUUAAUCUAACUGUUGUUCGCUAUUCAUGUUCUUAAAUCAGACAUCAUCCUUUGGUAAACAACAUAGGGAUCAGUAUCAAUGUCCACAGUUGACACAGCUUUAUAAUACUGAAGCAUAAGUCGUCAUCUUGUCAUCACUAUGCAUUCAAAUCUCUAUUUAAAUAGCACAAAUGUUCUCCUCCCACUUGACAGAUUUCUCAACAAACAGAGCCUGCUCAUGUUUAAGGAGGAAGCUGCUUUACUGCUGCAGCCACCUUCGUCACCCGGAAUUUGACGUCAUCCUCUUUUACAUGGUGCUAAAGACGCUCUUAGAUCCAAUUUUAGGAGCUGGGGCAUCUGGGCUGAGAUGCAUCGGUACAAAUCCAAUCGGAAAUGCAUUUAAAACCCCUCCCAAAUAUAGAUUAGACAUUAGAUUUAGAAAAAAAAUCCACUGCAUGUGUUUUACUGGCUUCUCUCGGCUAAAUCCAAAAUCAAUCUUACAGUCUGAAAUCGCCAGGAAUUGUUUAAGCGUAUUUUUACCCUCUUACCUUCUCACACAUUUUAAACUCUGAUCAACUGCCUUGAGACCACCUGUCAGUCUCAAUCUCACUGACAAGAUUUAAUCAGAGAGCUUACGUAAGAGCAAAAACACUACUCCUUUACUCUGACUGCUGUAGCCUGUGAUGGCAUAUUUACAGUUAAACAUCCUGGAUGUUCUCGGCUGUAUUUUCUGUAACUGCUCUCUUGUUGUUUUUCAGCAUAUGCACAUUUUUGCCCUUUCAUUGAGCUGCUUCUGCUUUUGCCUCGCAAAGUCUUAACAAACAAGACAGUGACGAUCCUAUUGAUUCUCAUAUUUUUGUUGUGUAAAUGUACUUUGAAUUGGCUGAUGUCUGGUAAACAACAGCAUACGUAACAAAAUCACCAGCCAGGGGUAAAAAAUCAAUAAUUGCUUUUAACUCAAGAGUCUUUUAUUUAUUUCCAGUCUGCGACAGCACCAGAACGCAGCUCUGUAGUUACCCCAACUAAGUACUUUCAUAUUGAUCCCACAGUGGAGUAAUAUUGAUGCCCAAGUGCGUCAUUCUCCUCGUUUGAUUAAAUAGCGUUGAAUUUUGACACAUUAAUUGGUUUGAUGAAUUUGUUGAAAUUAACACAAUAUUUUGUAUUUGUGCAACAACAAUAAUAAUAAGUGGUUGGAAAGAUACUGGAAGGGGAAGAAAAAUCAGAAAUUACGACAUUCAGUGAAACGUGCACUUUGGGAAGUUAGAUUGGAUGGGUUUGAUUUUAGAAGGUAAGAGGAAGCUUCAAGAGGAAUGAUGCAACUUUGAAUGAAAUACAGGAAAUAGAGGGAAAUGUCAGCAGUGACAGAGUUGGAGAUUGAAUCAUUUGAUAAUGAAACUUAUUUCUGAUCCUUUUUCAAGUUUCUCUUGCUUUUAAUCAGCACUUCUCUUGUAUCUGCAGAUCCUGAGAGUGACUCAUGUGGUCCAGCUUAAAUGCUCUGACUCCUGAUACAAUAUCUCAUUUUUCUCUAAUAAAUCUUGCCUGCCUAUGUUUUAAUGCUGUAUCGAAGUUCAAAAUGGUGCUAGUGAUGGUGGAGGAAAAAUUGCAAAUGUAGCAUAUCCCCUUAAAGACUGAUUUAACCCUGAAAUCUUUCAAUUUUAUUAAUGAAAAUAGCACUUGAUACUAGAUUGGAUAAGAUUAAGCCCCACCUGGUAAAAUCACACCUACUUCCAGAGGAGAAUUAACAGGCAGAAACCUUCAGCAGAACCAGAUUCAUGUUAGACAGUCAUCAGCCAUUACUAAUUUACCAGUAAAGUGGCAUUUAAUUGGAACACACUGAAAAUAACUGCAGUAUGAAGCAGUUGAGGGCUUUAGUUUUCAAGGACUUUAGUGCCUGAUAGCCAAAAAAGUUAAUGCAUAAACAAACUGUUCCAACUCGCACAUUUUCUCAAGCGAGGUGAUAAAAUGUUGCUGCACUGCGAAAGCUAUAAGCACCACAAAUAAUAUGAUUCAAACAGCUAUGUUGUAAACUCUCUGUGAAUGGGGUUUUGAAUCACCCUUUAAACUUUUUAUGUUGAAGUUGUGUGUUAUCAACGUAUAAGUGUUCAUUUCCCAACGACGAUAUAAUGGGCUCCUACAGAGGUUUUCUGCGAAACAGAGCACAUUUGCACAACAACAACCUUAAGGGUGUAGUAAUAUUUGUGUUUCCUCUUUGCCUCUCAGUAUGCGGACUCAUUGUGUUCACAGCCUCAACCAUCAUCUGCGGUUACCCUGCUGUUUGAGAGAGUGGGAGGGCAGACAGGGUGCCCAGAUGAUCAUUUUAAAAGCUCCCUCGCACAUUUAGCCAUGGCAGCUUGCCCGGUUAAAAACAGCUCUCUGACACAGGCAUGGUGCAACAAUUAGGCCCCUCCACAGCUACAGAGUGAUAGCUCACGUUACUCGGAGUACACUGUCACUGUGGCUGCUCUGCCCCCCUGUCAAUAACAAAACUAUUAGAACCGCGUCAGAGCAGAUGACCAGCUAAUUGUGUAGCUCAUAGUGUAAGCUGUUAAUGUUGUGCUCAGGGCGAUUUAGAAUGAAUUGUUAACCAAAAUAUGGGUUAGGUCUGUGGCCCACAGACAUUAGGAACAGGAAAUAGGUCACUGUGUAUUAAUGUGAUUGGAUUGGCUUAUCCUGCUAUUUGCAUAACCUACAAUGACCUGUGACCCCUAUUGCACUCUCUUGAUCCAUUUUGGUUAAGUUAUAAUUCAUACUGUUACUGGAAACUAUGAUACAGAGCGUCCUACUGCGAGUAAUGAGAGAGAGAUUAGCAAAGGCAGUUUAGUGUUAUUACCAAUCAUGAGAAUGUGCCGCACUGUAGGCAGGGGAUAUAUUGAUUUACUCUGCUUGUGUUUUGACCUGCUUUUGAUCACUCGAUUAACUUACCCUCUACUUUUUUUCCCCCAUUCUGAAUCCCUUUCUCUUUUUUCCUUCUUAUUUCCUUUUUUUUUUCAUUUCUCUUUUUCUGUAACAUCAUCCGCCCAACUUCCUUUUCAUUUUUUCCAUUUAUCUUGCCCACUCUGCUUCUCUCUAUCCUGUCCUUCUUCUUUCUUUCCAUUGUCUGUCUCACUUUCUCUUCUGUCACACUUUACCCCUACCUACCAUUCAUCUCUUUUUCUAUUUCCCCUGAUGGAGAGUGAGCCCAGACCUUUUCUUCUUGAAGCAGCCCUUCCCUGUUUGUCUCGUCCUCUUUCUAUGGCCUGUUUGUGCUCACUGAAUCCGUACUCGCACAGUAUCAGUUCUGUUUUCUAUCUCUGACUGAGUGGGUUAUUCAAACAUCUUAUACUCUAUCUUAAUGGAUAGAUAUCACUUUAGUCCAUUUUAGAACUAAGUUUAUUUUAAUUAGUGAUCUAAAAAUAUCUUUUUUGAUUUGUUCAUGACUUGUUUGACUCAUUUCUGUUGUUUUGAGUCAGUACGGAUGAGAGACUGAGUGUUUAAUUUCACCAUCAACUGAUGAAGGGGACUGUUUUCAGGAUUUGGGAACUCUUGUGUGCUGGGCGGUCCCCACACUUUCUUUCUUUUUUAACUAAAUCCUACUGUCUUGAUUUAUGCACUUUUCAUUUAUUUGAUUUCUUUCUCUUUCCUUACUUUUCUCCUUCUCCUUUUUUCUUCUCCUUUUUUCUGUUCCUUCCUUCCCUUUGUUCAUUCUAUCUUUCUUUCUGUCUUUUUUAAAGGCAUGGUUGACGAUCUGAGAAGCAGUUGUAAAAAACUGAGCCGGCAGAUUUGAAAAAGCGUCCCACCCUCCACAUGCAAACCUCUCCCCUCUGUGCUCCACAAUAACUCCCCUCCCAAACCUGUAUCGCCCUCCCCACGACACACCCCCUCUGACAGAGCAAGAAGCCGACCGGCAGAUGAUCCUAUGCUACCUUCAAAUAGGAUUCACCAUGUCAGAUUGUUAGUGACUGACGGCUACCGAGCACUGUCUGCAGCUGCCUGGACAGCUCCCGUGUUGACAUUGCAGAGACUAAUAAGAGUUAUUAAUGUAGCAUGAGCCACGAUAAAAGGCAAAAAUUAUCCGUUCGACAAAUACUCUGCUAUUUUGGCGUCUGUUUUCAGGCCCAAAUCCUGGCGGAGCUUUCUCCACCGCUCGAAGAAUGACCUGAUGUUUAUUCGAGUUAGAUUCCUCGCUUGGUCACAUUUCCUCUUCGACUCUGCCAUUCUUCUGUCAGCUUGCGUUUUCUCAGCAGUUUUGGCAGUGGGGCAAACAGAAGUGUUUUUUUCUGUCCUAUAUUCUGUUUUUUAAUCCCUUUUUUAUGCACUUUUCCUCAUGACUUGCUUUAAUUUGAUAUCCUUCUCUUUCUUUACUUCUCCCCCUCUCGUCUUUUCAUCCCUUUUCCAGUCUUUCAUGUCUUUCUUAGUCUAAUUUCUUUCAUUUCUUCAUUUCAGGAAGCUGUGGUGAGCUGCUGGAUUCAGUUCAGUGAUGGAGCGGUCACCGCACUGGAGCUGUUCGACCGCAGUAUCUACUCUCUGACUGUCUCCACCCCAGAUGAAGCGGUUGCCACAGUCCGUCGCACCCCCAAGUCCACAUUUGUUGUUGCGCAAGGUGAAGGUGAGGGCCGAGGGGUGGUUGUUCGAGUGGAGCUGAGAAUCUGUGAGGAAUGCCAGAAGUCCAAGAGGAAGAGCAAGUUGGCGGUGGGCACGGGGCUCCUCAGGAUCAACUUUCAGAGCGGCAGCAGAGUUGCAGCGGCAGGUGGCACUGAGGGAAAUAAAGCGUUUGAUGGUGGUGCAUCAGAAUUGGUAGGUGAGCUUAAAACAACACAACGCACUUUCACAGGCGGGGAUAAAUGGUUUUUCAGAAGCACAGCAACAAAUCAGCGAGGGACCAACCCAGUAACAACAACCACAUCCAGCCCAUUCUCGACCAGAAAUAUGCCGCCUCAUGUUGUGUGGAUCGGAACCACAACCAGAGCCACAAGAAGUAGCAUGUUUGCUGUCAGUCCCUCUUCUACAACUACAACCAAACCUAGUUUUAACAUACCACUUGGUACUGCCAGACCCAUAGUUCCCACAGUGGGUUUCAUCGGUAGAGGAGAAGGGCAGAGGAAAAGCUUUGGAAACAUGUUUGAUAACUCUGACUCACCCCCAAACAAAGACAUUCCCAAAGCAGAUAAGACACCCAAGAGAGAACCUCCUAAACCCAAAAGUCCAAAAGUUAUCGAGAGUGACCUGAUCAGGACUUUCAAAGCCAUGUCGGACUUGGAAAUCUGUCUGUAUGCUCUGGUGGGAGUCUCCUGUAUUGCUAUUCUGGCUUUUUUGCUCAACUGCGCUUCAUACAACCUCUGUUUCCGUAAUAACAAAACCCCCAUACAGGCAGGUCCAGCACCCAUUGGCACCCCAAAGGAUCACAAGCAUGAUUGGGUGUGGCUGGGGGGCAACAAUCACAGCGCUCCCCAUGCUCCAGGUGCCCCUGUCCAAAUGUCUACACUGAAACGUGAGCCCCAUCAUCCCAAGGAGCCCUGUCAUUCUGUGGACUCUGUCGGCCAUAAGACCCUGCCCACUAUAAGCACCACCAAUAUCCCUGAAAGGACUGCCACCCUGGGCCGCAGUAGGUCCAGCUCCCAGCAACAGUUUCAGAAAAAAACACUCGAUCCAAUGGUAAACCGCUCCGCCACUUUACUGGCUCGACCACAUCGCUGUGAGCCGCUUCAUUCCCCCACCAGUAAGCGGAACCAGGUCCAGUUCACCACCUUCACCACUCUGGACAUCAAGCAUUUGGCUGCACUGAAGAAAAAUGGUGUGGACUUAAACUGGGCCAACCAGCAAGGACAGCAAGCUCAGGCACCUGCCGCGCCCCAGGCACCUUUGCCUGACAUGCCGUGGCCUGUUGUCAAACCUUUGGGAGAGCCUCAGUGAAUUUUGGGGGGUUUAAAGCAGACAGUAAGGGUAAAUAGGUGUACAUCACAUCAUUUUAUGGCUUAAAACAUCCAAAAUAAGGCUUGUUUCUGGUAAAAUAUGAAUAACUUUUAUCUGUUGGAAUGACUUUCAGACCAUUUUAUUUUAAGAUGAAUAUGCGUUUGUUAAAAACUUGUAAAUACAUAAUUUUACCGUGUAUCCAUGAAGAUUAACUUAAGAGCGAGACUUUUUUAUUCCUCUAAUUUGAAGCUUCUUUUAUGUAAAUGGGUGUGCUUACCAUACGUGAAGUUGUAAAUACACAUAUAUAUCUAUUCAAAGUUAUUUCUACAUUUCUAACUUAUAUAACAAAUGAUUUUUCUUAACCUUUUACUUUUGUACUAUUCUGUUACCCGGGAAUGCUUCCAGAUAUGUCUAGUUGUGAGGGUAAAUGCAGUUCAUGAGGGAUUAUUUUCUCGAAGUAAUUCUUUUCUUUUCCAGCCUUAUGUACUUUUUUUUUUUCUAGGAUUCCUCCUGAGAUUACCUGGAGAGCCUGUGCAGUUUGUCAAAGAGUAUGCAACAUUUAUUAAGUUAUUUAAGGGCAAGCUGUCACUGUGUUCUUCACCAGAUACUUAUUCAAAUCAAAUGCAUGCUAUGCUAAUAUAGUUUGUGCAGACUUAAGUCUCUGCAAGUGGACCUUUUUAUUUAUUUUAUUCUUUCUUUUAACAACGUUUCCGUGCCUGGCUUCUCCUGGGGGCCUGGUUCUACAAUUUGUACAAAUGUCUGAUCUUAGUCUCUUGACACUGAGCGAUACAUACUCAGCUCUAAAAAUUUUAUGCGUGAAUGAAAAAGGAUGAUGCCUUUGCUUUGUAACAUCCUCGUAUUUCUUAACCAAAAUGUCAUGUGUAUUUCCUAUGAGAUGGUAUAAUAAAGGACAAAUACAUACA